AUGACUCCUGAUAAUAAUAAGCCUUUCCUUUCCCUCCUACUCCUCGCCGCUCUUCUUUGCGCCUCCUCCCCUGCCUCCGCCACCAGGAAGCUCGCUGCGGGAAAGAGCAGCACUACCACUACCACUGCUCCAACUGCUGCUUCUUUCAAGGAUGACAAAUCCUUCUUUGACAACGGCGGCUGCCUGGGUGGCGGCUUGGGCGGAGGUGCUGGUGCUGGUGGAGGGGCCGGGUUUGGCGGGGGUGCUGGUGCGGGCGGUGGCGGUGGACUCGGCGGAGGUGGCGGAGGCGGGUUCGGAGGAGGCGGCGGAGGAGGAGUAGGAGGUGGAGGUGGGUUUGGGGGGGGAGCUGGUGCAGGGUUUGGGGCUGGAGGCGGCUCUGGUGGCGGGGGAGGAUUUGGCGGCGGUGGCGGAUACGGAGGGGGAAUUGGCGGAGGCGGGUGGCCUUGA
Molecule: messenger RNA, 447 nt
Organism: Malania oleifera
Lineage: Eukaryota; Viridiplantae; Streptophyta; Magnoliopsida; Santalales; Ximeniaceae
Product: glycine-rich cell wall structural protein 1
Exons: 1
Coding region: 1-447 (148 amino acids)
Source: RefSeq, a predicted model, not a curated record